UCGGUCGGUAUAUUCCAGAAGAAAACACAGACUUUAGUAUUGUGCACGUUCUCGAGUUGGUUGCUCACAAAUCUUAUCAUGCAGAAGAAGUGACCGUCGCCGGAUUUCAGAUUUGAAGCGUGCCGCGAGUACGGUUUCGAUCCUGCGCUCUUCGCUUUUUCGAGGCGUUCGAUCAGGCCACGAGACAUCCAUUUUGACAGUACGACAGCAAGAUCGUGUAGAAUACGCGCAACAGCCAUACGUCUAUUUUCGUUGGUUAUCAAGAGGCGUAUGAAUUUCACGUUACAGUUGUGCAGAAGAUAAUACAUAUACAUUUCCGUACGCUAUCUCGCACAGAGUAUCUUUAAGAGUACAGCGUGGGCGCGGCGCAUCAUGGCGGUGGAAUCAAGAUGGAUGCCAUGUCAGUUGAAAAUUGAAACGAAUAUCUGCAGCGGCGAAUACGAUGGCAUUAUUCUGGUGUCAGGAAGUACCCCUGGAUCCAACGAGCCGGAACCCUUCAAAACCGUCCUCUAUACCGCGGCCCAGAUCGAUGCUGCACUGGGCGUGAUCGGCGCGGUUUUGCCCAUCAAUUUGCUCGCAAAAAGGCUCAUUUACAGCCCAACGGGUCCGCUUAACAUGGAUUAUCACGAUGUGCGGAGUUUCGCAGAGGCAGCCACGAAGGGAAUAAAACGGGCUUUAAAAGCUGGAGUAAAAUGUCCUUUGUUGGUACUACUGCCAGAUGAUCGUUUUGAGAACGUUGAGCUAGUCACGCUUCUUGGUGCUUUGGAGGGUCUCUAUGUGCCUUUGGAAGUGCGUGAGAUAGGUCCGGAUCGAUGUUACAAAGCGUGUGAACUCGGAGUGUGGAGUCCGAUUUGCAGUAAGAAGCUUCAGGGUAUCGUGAAACUCGCCUCGGCGCUUGAGAGUGGUAGAUACGUCGCAAGGGACAUCGGUGGUGCAGACCCCGAAAGAAUGACUCCCUUGAGAGUGGAGGAAUACCUGGCGGAGCUGUUUUGCGGAUCGAGUAUCACGAUGCAAGUGAUAUCCGAUCAGGAUACGCUACUUCAGGAAUACCCACUAUUCGCUUGUGUAAAUCGUGCUGCCUCAGUAAUACCGCGUCACGCCGGUAGAAUUAUAUUUUUGACUUAUGAGCCGCCCGCUUGCGUCUUGGAAACGAUCUUGAUCGUGGGGAAAGGUGUCACUUAUGACACCGGUGGCGCCGACAUCAAGUGCCAGGGCAUCAUGGCUGGCAUGUCGAGGGACAAAUGUGGCGUGGCCGCUUGUGCCGGAUUCAUGCAGGUAGUAAAUUUAUUGCAACCACCAACAGUAAAGGUCGUCAUCGCUUUGUGCGUAGUAAGAAAUAGCGUAGGCGAGAACUCUUACGUCGCUGAUGAGGUAAUUACAGCAAAAUCCGGUGCAAGGGUACGCGUGGGCAACACGGACGCCGAGGGUAGAAUGGCUAUGGCCGAUGCUCUCUAUUAUCUCAAAGAAAUGGCCCUAUGUUCUGUGAAUCCGCAUCUCUUCACAAUAGCUACAUUAACAGGCCACGCAGUAUUAACUGCAGGUUUAGGAUAUUCCAUUGCUAUGGAUAAUGCUGUGGCACGACUAGCUAGUAAUGCGGAAAAGCUUCAAGCUUCCGGCGAAGCUGUUGGCGAUCCAUUCGAAAUAUCGCGAAUACGUAGAGAGGACUUUUUUGCUCAUCAAGGGCGUACGGAAGGUGAUGAUAUUCUUCAAGCACUAAAUCAACGAAGUUCCAAAAUUCCGCGAGGUCAUCAGGGACCAGCCGCUUUUCUAAUUAAGGCUUCCGGAUUAGACAAGCAUGGUAAUGAGUCAGAAAAGCCAUUAAAAUAUUGUCAUCUGGACAUAGCCGGCAGUGCCGGUGAUUUUCCCGUACAACCAACCGGAUCACCAAUUUUAGCAUUAACCAAAAUGUUUCUUUUUGAUAAAAUAGAGACCAAAAAUCCGUAAAAUGCUGCGAUAUUUUAUGUAUCAUACAUAUCUUUAUAGAUAUUAUAUAUCAUAUACAUAUCCUUAUAUCGUAUACCUAAAGCAAUUAAUAUUCAUGAUUGGCGCAAAGAACUUUGGAUAUUAACCGGAAAUGCAAAUAAUAAUUAAUUAUCUCUAUAAAUCCUUGAACCUCAGAGUUCAAGAAUUUAUAUAUAAGCUGUACAACACGGAUGUACUUGGAACACAAUAAAUUACAUGAUUUGUUAAUAGGCAUUUAUCUAAGACGGCAAAAUGUUAGAAGCGACAAAUUUUUGAAGAUAUCUUUUGAAUAUAAAAUAUUAAAAUAAAAAUUAAUUUAUUUUUUAUUGUAUCAUAUCAAUCAAGAUUAUCCAUUAUCUACUUCAUUCGCCUUAAUUAAGUACAAUAAACCCUUUAUAGAUGAUCGAGUUAAUACAAACGUGAGCAGACAUUAAUUGUGGAUUAAGAAGUUUUUUCAUUACUAUGACGUUUCAAAAUUCAUUUAUUCUCUCUCUCUCUCUCUCUCUCUCUCUCUCUCUCUCUCUCUCUCUCGCUUUCUCUCAUUGUCCCUGUCCUCCCUCUCUCAUUUCCCCUCUUUCUCUUCCUGACCAAUUUCGUAUUGAUUGCAGCAUGGAGUUUGUAGCUGUACCCCUUUAAAGUACACGCACAUCGAUUUACACGGACAUCUACCUCUACCUCAUUGCAUCCCGUACAGUGGCAAUCCCGUCUUAGCUAUGUCCUACUGCUAUCUGAUCCAAGGAAAAUGUCUGACACUGCGAAAUGAUCUUCCUUACGAAAUGCAAUACGUUUGCGAACUCGACUGCAAGCCCAUCUGUAUAUCGCCUUGCCCACCCUGCAAAAUUUCCUGCGAUCCCCCUUGUGGCACCCCUUGUCCACCAAUCACCGGAUGUCCCACUUAUUCAAAUACGAAGUCCUGUGAGCGUCAAGCGCAAUCCUAUCCACCUGCCUAACCUGCGUCGCUAUGUCAACCUAAUUCAGAAACGAUGUACCAGGGAGCAAUGUGUCAACCAAAUGUCCAAAGAAACGAAUUGAAUCCGCGUGUACGACAAUACGUCAAGUUACGAUAUUCAUGUGAUAUGAAGAUUUAUGAGGAUCAUUCUUGUAUGGCGAAUCGUUAAUCUUGCCAUCGAUUGAAGUCUGUUUUUACUACUUUUAUUCAAUUUACUUUAUAGUUCUAUGUUUAUUGGACAUAAUGUAUACAUUUGUGAGAAUAAAAAAUAUAUUACGCAUAAAAA
Molecule: messenger RNA, 3197 nt
Organism: Acromyrmex echinatior (Panamanian leafcutter ant)
Lineage: Eukaryota; Metazoa; Arthropoda; Insecta; Hymenoptera; Formicidae
Gene: Dip-B
Product: Dipeptidase B
Biological process (GO): proteolysis
Cellular component (GO): cytoplasm
Molecular function (GO): manganese ion binding; metalloaminopeptidase activity
Source: RefSeq, a predicted model, not a curated record